Osmerus eperlanus (European smelt) is the source of this 1930-nucleotide messenger RNA. RefSeq lists its product as uncharacterized. NCBI's taxonomy places the organism in Eukaryota, Metazoa, Chordata, Actinopteri, Osmeriformes, Osmeridae. The record is from RefSeq and is a predicted model, not a curated record. Bases 452 to 1144 code for a protein of 230 amino acids. The transcript is spliced from 2 exons.
UAAAACAUUCGUAAAUGGUUUUGUUAGUAUGGUACAAUCAUUUUGAUAUCAAGAUUGGCUGACUUAACUAUACUUGAAGGGAAGUUAUAAUCAAACCUCAAUUAAACAACGUUCUAAGUAAAUGGGAAAAACACACAUUAUAACACAUCAACUACUGUCAUUGAAAUAGUGUCCAUGAGCCAUGUAGUCCUUGAGAAUAUGUUUGUAAAUCCACAUAAAGUUCUUCCUUGUAAAUCCUUUGUCUGAUACUGUGGGCCGUGUGGCCUCUGUAUCUGACCCCAUGCUGGGUCAGAAGCUUUGAAGCUUCUCCUCUGGGAGAAGGACAAAGGGGGAAGACCCUUUCCUUGUCGGGGGUAGGAGAAGGUGUGAUGGUACCGUGCUUUGUCUGUGGACUGUGCUACACUACAAUUCAACACCUCAUCAGACUACUGGGCAUACCCCCUACUACCUCAUGUUCGGGCACCAUCCCAGAUUGCCCGUGGACUUCCUUUUGGGGAUGGGGGAGCCAAUGCAAGGAGAUGGCACACUGGACGAUUGGGUCCAAGAAAAUCAGCGGAGCCUAAGGAUGACACAGGAACAUGUCCGGCAGAGGGCGGGGAAGCUGGCACAACGUCAAAACAAGAACCACAAUGACAAAGUGAACGAUUCCGGACUUGAAGAAGGGCAGCUGGUAUACCUGCGGAACCACCCGUCAGGGAGGAACAAGAUCCAGGACCAUUGGAACCCAGCUGUUUUCCAAGUGCAACAGAGGCCUUCAGGAACUGGGGCAGUGUACACCGUGGCCCCUGUUGAUGGAGAGGGACCGGUGAGGCAGGUGCACAGGGUUGAGCUGAGGGCCGUUCCUGAAGUAUUACAGCCAGCGGUAGAAACGGGCACUCCCCCCACGAGCAGAGAUGAGUCUGCCACUCCAGCGGCUGCUGAGGUAUCUGCGGAUGAAGAUGCAGCCAUUUUUUAUCCUGAGGAGUUUCAGGAGGCCCAAAUGUCACCUAGAUCCCUGCCCCCAGAAGAAGAGGGCAGUCCCGAAGACGUGUCCCCACCCUUACGACGCUCGAGUCGAGCAACAGCAGGCCAGCACGCCAACCCUCACCGACUCCCGAGGCCAGUCUCCAUAAGAAAUGAGGAAGAGACACUGGCAAAUGUUUAAGGGCAAGGUGGCGGGACCCCUGCCAUCAUCGUCGGGCCGCCGAUUCAUUUGGAGGGGGUGAAUUGUAGCAAGUGGGCAAGCAGUCACUAAUUGGGAAAGGGGAUGAAAUUAAUUAAGCUACCUGACGUAUUAUCCACAAGCUUAUAAAUAGACACCCGGGGUCCUAAAGCCGGUAGCUCAUUGUCAACACCACUGGUUCUCGGGCUGUGUAGCAGAGUCACGGGUGCUGCGUGAAAUCGACAGGAAAGCGGAGCCGCUGUAUGUCGAUGUGCGUGUGGGGGAGUGACGCCGUGUUGUUGUGUGUAACAAGGUACGUUAUUAAACGUAGCCGCGGUCUUUUACUUUUCUGGUUGUAGUAUAUGGGCAAAUCAUGAUGUAGUGUUUAUGUAUCUUUUACCAGUGUAUUAGAGUUGACUUAUUAUUAUUGUUUAUUUCCAGUCUGUCUCCCUUUCCCCCUUCAUAGCUAAUAACCUCAGUGCUGGUAAGGUCACUAGCGACGUAUCCAUAGCCGGUCUCUGUAGUUUUUCUCACCCUAGUAGCCUACAGAGUGCGGUGUGUUUGUAGUAGAACUCUUAAUUGCUUGGUCACGUAUCACGAGUGUCGUGAAUAUUGUAGUGCAUUUUCCCUGAAUUUAAACACAUGUUAUUGAGUGUGCACAAGACCACGUGUGUUAUAGAGACCUAGAGACCUGGCCUGACAUCAGUUCUUCUAGUGGCCCAUUGCCGAGGUUCCCCAGCCCCCAUACUGUCCAUGUAUGUUAUUAUUAUUUUCUUUAUCUGGUGACCA